Synchiropus splendidus (mandarinfish) is the source of this 2223-nucleotide messenger RNA. RefSeq names its product ring finger protein 144B (gene rnf144b). Gene Ontology annotation, biological process: positive regulation of proteasomal ubiquitin-dependent protein catabolic process; protein polyubiquitination; ubiquitin-dependent protein catabolic process. Gene Ontology annotation, cellular component: mitochondrial membrane; ubiquitin ligase complex; cytoplasm. The record is from RefSeq and is a predicted model, not a curated record. Gene Ontology annotation, molecular function: ubiquitin protein ligase activity; zinc ion binding; ubiquitin conjugating enzyme binding. Lineage: Eukaryota; Metazoa; Chordata; Actinopteri; Syngnathiformes; Callionymidae. The coding region runs from base 602 to 1594 and encodes 330 amino acids. The transcript is spliced from 8 exons.
AACGAAGGCAGGAGUCCUAGUAAAACUGCGCAAAUACAUGAUGAUGCGUUCAAAUACAGUAAGAAAACGCUAACACGGCGAUGAAUGGCUGUUCCAGCCGAUCUCCUCUAUAAUCCUGACGCUCCUCAGUUUAUCAUAUCUAGAUUACCACACGUUUUGUAAUCUAGAAGGUGUGGAAAUAUUUACACAUUUCAAAGAUCCAUACUUCUUGGGACGGCGUGAGCUUCUCCAGACGUCAUUUGUUCCUGACUGUAUUUGAAUGCAGCUUCGUCACAGAGAAGGCGGCAGCUUCCUGGAUGGAACGCCAACACUUGAAUACUGACUUGACACAUUACAGCAGCCGGAGCAUGUCGGUACACGGUUCUGGUUCUGCUGUAACACCGAAACCUGCUUCGGUAGGGUGUGGACUGUCAUAGUUAUUUGCAUUUUAGUGAACGACACGGCAACCAGCUUCGUCGGCGGACGUUGUUUCUCCCAGCGGGCUGUGACUACACAUGUGUCCGUGCUUCAGUGCGACAUAGAAACGGCGAGCGGUCCAGGAGGAAGGAGCAUGAUGGACGCCGCAGCUCCACUCUGGUCCUCACGGAGGGGGUAGGAAGCCAUGGUUCCUCCUCCACACCCUGCCUGCCAGCAAGACAUGGCAAGCACCAGACCCAAGAGCAGCCAGGACAACCACCAUUCAACACCGUACGCUGCUGACAAUGGAGCCGACCCGGAGCUGAGCUCUGACAUCUUCUGCAAACUCUGCCUCAACGAACAGCCCUGUUCUGCUUCACUCAAGCUCCAGACAUGUGACUGUAUUUUCUGUUCAGAGUGUCUGCGGCAGUAUGUCCAGCUGGCUAUCAGGGAGGGUGGGGGGGCACCCAUCACCUGCCCUGAUAUGGCCUGCCAAAGGUCUGGAGCGCUACUGGACUCUGAGAUCACAAUCUUGGUGUCAGUGGAUCAAGCGGAGCUGUAUCAGCGCUUGAAGUUUGAGAGAGAGGUGAAACUGGACCCCAGCAGAGCCUGGUGCCCGGUGCUUGAAUGUCAGGCCGUGUGUCCUGUGCAGCUGAGCCGUGAGGGCGGACCUUCGGCCGUGCCCUGUCCCACCUGCCACACUGUCUUCUGCUCUGGGUGCAGGGGACCCUGGAGAGACGACCAUACCUGCCCUGAGCGGCAGCCCAUGGUUACCACGUCACUCUCUGGUGAAAGCAGGGAGGAAGCGGAUAGUAACACCGACCUCACCAUCAAACAAUGUCCCAUGUGUGGCAUCUACAUCGAGAGGAACCAGGGCUGCGCGCAGAUGCUCUGUAAGAGCUGCAAACACACUUUCUGCUGGUAUUGUCUACAGAAUCUGGACGGUGAUAUUUUCCUGAGGCACUAUGACAAAGGGCCGUGCCGGAACAUGCUGGGCCACUCCAGGGCCUCGGUGAUGUGGAACAGGACACAGGUGGUGGGUAUCUUGGUGGGAGUGAGCGUGGUCCUGCUGGUGACCUCUCCGCUCAUCCUGCUGGCCUCGCCCUGCAUCCUCUGCUGCUUUUGUAAGCCCUGCAGGGCCAAGAAGAGCAAGAAGAAGAAGAAGGAUGUGAGCCAGGCUAAGUCUUCCACAUCAUAGCAACCUGCAGUAACUUGCAGAGACUCUCCCAGGUUCAACUGACCGUUACCUAGGAGUUGUUGGUGUCUCCACUCUGAUGACCCCAUCAGUCCCCGUCUUCAUCCUUUAUGAUCAGCAAUCGCACAUAUUACCAUGAAAAACGAGCAUGUUCCCAAAUAAGAGAAGACGUUGCACAAGAGGAACUUUGGUUCUAUAUGACUCAGUUGAGCCACCUGUUAUGUUCAACUGUAAACUCGGACUCCAACUCCUUUGUGCCAGGUGCCAUGAAGCCAAGUCGGAGGCGGUGGAUGCAUAAGUGCCUCACUCUACUGUGCCUGGUGCUCGCUUCUCUUUUCAAUGCCUUCCAUUCUGCUGUGUUCUGAGAUUACUGAGAGGGUUCCGAUGACUGAUGAUUGUGAGUGGUUGCUUUAUUGCAGGAGAAGUGGAAUCACGUGUGCACCUUGCAUCCUGUACCAAAUGGUGCAGAGUUCUUCUGCGAAGACCAAAGGAUGUUGACCUUUGUGUGUUUAUUUGUAUUUAUGGGUUAUGUGUGUGGUUCCCUGGGCUUUAUUUUUCUGUUCUUAUGUUGAACGUUCUGCACCAGAGAUUUUCUAUCAGUGCCAUGGUAAUUAAAAUAGUAUCAAACAUGA